UGUGUAUGUAUGCGUGUGUGUGAGUGUGUGUGUAAAGCUGCCUCCUCUCGUGUUGAUGUCGACCGAGUCUGACGGUGAACAAACGGGAUUUUUUUUUAAAUAAACACUCUCGGAAAGCCGAAACACGGAGGACACAUUUAAAAACUAAAACAAAGCAGCGUCCUGUCCUAUGCUGUCCUGUCCGAAAACGAUGAGCGAGCCUCGGCCGGACGAGUUCAAGCCUCCCCCGGAGUGCCCGGUCUUCGAGCCCAGCUGGGAAGAAUUUGAAGAUCCCUAUGCUUUCAUCAAUAAGAUCCGUCCGAUCGCCGAGAAAACGGGCAUCUGCAAAGUGCGGCCACCUCCGGGUUGGCAGCCUCCAUUUGCAUGCGAUGUUGACAGACUUCACUUUGUUCCUCGGAUCCAGAGGCUCAAUGAGCUGGAGGCACAGACCAGAGUCAAGCUCAACUUCUUGGACCAGAUUGCCAAAUUUUGGGAUUUGCAGGGAUGUGCCCUGAAGAUUCCUCAUGUGGAGAGGAAGAUUUUGGAUUUAUAUAGGCUAAAUAAGCUGGUAGCAGAUGAGGGUGGAUUCGACAUUGUCUGUCAGGGCAGGCGAUGGACCAAGAUUGCACAUCAGAUGGGCUUCGCCCCUGGCAAAGCUGUCGGCUCACACCUGCGAGGGCAUUAUGAGAAAAUCCUCUAUCCCUACAAUCUCUUUCAGAGUGGAACAAACCUCCUGGCACCAGAGGCAGCUUCCAAACUGAUGCGUUUGGAGGCUGAUCCUGAAUUUGAAAAGUAUGUUCAGAAGCCGGUCCAGCCAGCGGAGAGGGCAGAAAGCAUGGACAGCCCUGACCCCAAGGAGCAGAAGCUGCAGGACCAGAGGCAGCCCAUCCUGAUGCCCGAGAGCUACCCCGGAGCUCGCAGAGCCAAGCGCAUGAAGUGUGAGAACAUCUGUGUGAAGACUGAACCAGGUGAGCCAGGCGACAGCAAGCCAAACCUGAGGCGAAGGAUGGGCUCUUUUGUUGCCAAGCCAGAGCCAGAAAAAGAGAUUCCCAUUCCAGUCAAACAGGAACCUGUUGAAAUUAAGGAACCAAUAAUCGAACCUGACAAAACCAAGCCAAACCAACGGUACAAGAAAUACCUCCCUCCUCCAGUUCCUCCGAGUCCAGUGGAUCUGGUUAUUUGUCUGAUGUGUGGCAGCGGGGGAGAUGAAGACCGUCUGUUGCUGUGUGACGGCUGUGACGACAGCUACCACACCUUCUGCCUGAUCCCUCCUCUACACGACGUCCCCAAAGGAGACUGGAGGUGCCCCAAGUGUUUGGCUCAGGAAUGUAGCAAACCUCAUGAGGCGUUCGGCUUUGAGCAGGCCUACAGAGAUUAUUCCCUGCGUGCAUUUGGGCAAAUGGCUGAUGCAUUCAAAUCUGAUUACUUCAACAUGCCAGUUCAUAUGGUACCUACAGAGCUGGUGGAGAAAGAGUUCUGGCGCCUGGUGGGAGCCAUCGAGGAGGAUGUUACUGUAGAAUAUGGAGCAGAUAUUGCCUCAAAGGAGUUUGGGAGCGGAUUCCCCAUUCCUAAUGGAAGAUUUAAAGUUUCCCCGGCCGAUGAGAAAUACCUCAAGUGUGGCUGGAACCUCAACAACCUGGCAAUGAUGAACCCUUCUGUCCUGACUCAUGUGACAGCUGACAUCUGUGGGAUGACGCUGCCGUGGCUUUAUGUUGGCAUGUGCUUCUCCUCCUUCUGCUGGCACAUCGAGGAUCACUGGAGUUACUCCAUCAACUACCUCCACUGGGGGGAACCAAAAACCUGGUAUGGAGCUCCUGGUUUUGCCGCAGAGCAGCUGGAGGAGGUGAUGAAGAAACUGGCCCCGGAGCUGUUUGAGUCUCAGCCUGACCUGCUGCACCAGCUGGUCACCAUCAUGAACCCCAACACCCUGAUGGACCACGGAGUCCCAAUUUACAGAACAAACCAGUGUGCUGGUGAGUUUGUCAUCACGUUUCCGAGAGCCUACCACAGCGGCUUCAAUCAGGGCUUCAACUUCGCUGAGGCGGUUAACUUCUGCACGGUUGAUUGGAUGCCUCUCGGCAGGCAGUGUGUUGAUCACUAUCGAAUGCUGCACCGGUACAAUGUGUUCUCCCAUGAUGAGAUGGUGUGCAACAUGGCUUCCAAGGCAGACACGCUCGAUGUGGUCCUGGCGUCAUCUGUCCACAGAGACAUGGUCAUCAUGAUCCGAGAAGAGAAGCAGCUCAGAGACAAAGUGAAGAAAAUGGGAAUGCUGCGUAGCCAGGAGGCGAAAUAUGACGAUCUCCAAGACGACGAGCGGCAGUGUGUCAAGUGCAGGACCACCUGCUACCUGUCUGCCGUCACCUGUCCCUGCAGCCCAGGAAUGCUGGUGUGUCUGCACCACAUCGCCGAUCUCUGCUCCUGCCCCAUCACCAACUACACACUGAAUUACAGAUUCACACUGGACGACCUGUUACCCAUGGUGAGCGCUGUGAAGGAGCGAGCUGAACUGUAUGACAGCUGGGCCUCCCGUGUGUCAGAGACUCUGGAGGCUAAGCUGGAAAAGAAGAAAGGCCUGCCCGUCUUUCGCUCCCUUCUUUCCGAAUCAGAAUCAAUGCGGUUCCCUGAAAACGACCUGCUGCGUCGGUUACGUAUGGUCACACAAGAUGCAGACAAAUGCUCGUUGGUGGCUCAGCAGCUACUGAAUGGCAAGAGGCAGACCAGGUAUCGUUGUGGUACUGUGAAAUCACGGAGCCAGCUGACGGUAGAGGAGCUGAGUUCAUUUGUGCGGCAGCUGUAUAACCUUCCCUGCAGUCUUCCUCAAGCCCCGCUGCUGAAGGAGCUCUUGAAUCGCAUCGAAGACUUCCAGCAGCACAGUGAGAAGGUCCUGGCAGAUGAAGUUCCCAGCGUCAGCGAGAUCCAGGGCCUGUUAGACGUCAGCUUCGACUUUGACGUGGAGCUGCCGGAGCUGCCUCGCCUCAGAGUGAGGCUGGAACAAGCACGCUGGCUGGAAGGGGUGCAGCAGGCCAGCGCCCAGCCCUCCACCCUGACUCUGGAGACCAUGAGGAGGCUCAUCGACCAGGGAGUCGGCCUGGCCGCUCAUCCGUCUGUGGAGAAAGCCAUGGCACGCCUUCAGGAGCUGCUCACCGUGUCCGAGCACUGGGAGGACAAGGCGAGCAGUCUGCUGAAAGCCAGACCACCACACUCCAUCGAGACCCUCAGUGCUGCUGCCGAGAAAGCAUCCGGCAUCCCUGCUUACCUCCCAAACUGUCUCCUCCUGAAAGACACCAUCAGAAAAGCCAGAGAGUGGCUUCAGGAAGCAGAGGAGCUUCAGGCCAGUGGCUGCAUACUGUUGGUGGACAGUCUGUCUGACAUGGUUCUACGAGGACAAGCCAUUCAGGUCCACCUGGAGCCUUUAGACAGGUUGGAGUCUUUAAUGGUUGAAGUGCAAGAAUGGAAAGAAUCUACAGUUGCAACGUUCCUUCAGAAAGACUCGACCCUCAGCCUGCUGGAGGUCCUGUGUCCAAGAUGUGAGGUUGGAAAUAUGGGUUCUCCAAAGAGGAGGGCCAAGAAAGGGAAAGAAUCACCCAAAACCAACAAAAAGAAAACACCAAGGCUCAACACUCUCACAGACGUGGAAAAGGCGCUUUCAGAGACCAAGGAUUCUAACUCUGCAAUGGCAACUCUGGAGGAGCUUCGGAUGAGGGAGAUGGAGGCUUUCUCUAAUCUCAGGGCAGCAAAUGAGUCAAAGCUCCUUCCCACAGCGGACUGCAUGGACCUGAAGGUGUGCGUCUGUCAGAAGGCGCCCAUGGGUGCGAUGCUGCAGUGUGAACUCUGCAGGGAUGCAUUCCACAGCGUGUGCGUCCGAGACCCUUUGGACUCCUGCGAAACACAGCCGUGGCUCUGCCCGCAGUGCCAGAGAUCAGAAAAGCCCCCCUUGAACAAAGUCCUCCCUCUGCUAGCGUCUCUGCGGCACAUAGGCGUGCGCCUGCCGGAGGGCGACGCAUUGGACUAUCUGGUGGAAAGGACGGUUGACUGGCAGCAUCGAGCUCAAGAGAUCUCACAUUCUUUCAAUCUACCAGAACUGGAAGAGCGACCGGGAACUCCUCCGACUCUCACCCGCUGGGCGUCAGGCAGCAACGAAAAUCAAAAUAACACUCAGGCUCCUUGUUUGACUCCAGAGUGGAAUAGGACAAGCCAUGCUCAGACUGUCUUCUACACCGAGCAGAGAUGCAUACCGCUGCAGGGUCUGAGUCAGGAGCUGGAGGAGCUGAUGGUGGAGGGGCUCCUGCUGCAGGUGUCUCUUCCUGAGGUCCAGAGUCUCUACCACGUUUUAUUGGACAGAGCCACCAGCCAGCACACAAACGGAUGUAUGUCGCCAUCGCAGGACGAUUCAGACUGUGACAACCACGUGCAGUUUAACUCUCAGGGAAAAAAUCUGCAACUGAACCAGGACGAUGUCAAUAGCGUGAGGGAAACUACGACUGGCUCAGAAAAGAAAGUGAAGCGGCAUCUGGAGAGGGAAAGUCCAGAUGUAGAGCACAGAGGAAAGGACAAAAAGCACUCUCACAAAAGACAGAAGAUCAAUAAAAAGAGGCCGGCCUCCACCUCGUCCUCUCUGCGCUCUGAUUUCUCCCAGUCCGACGACUCUGAUGAGGAGAUGGCCGUGUGUCCAGCGGAGAGGUGUCAGCUCCCAGAGGGCGACGAGGUGGACUGGGUCCAGUGCGACGGCAGCUGUAACCAGUGGUUCCACCAGGUCUGCGUCGGCGUCACGCCAGAGAUGGCGGAGAAGGAGGACUACAUUUGCGUCAGGUGUACACUGAACGACGGGCGCGUGAGAAAAUGAAGGAGGGACGUUUUUCUGAAGGAUGGCUGCCGCUCGUCAGUCCGUUAUUACAAGCCACCAGUCACUGAUCCUGUAUCACCCAGCCCCCCCAACCCCU
Molecule: messenger RNA, 4919 nt
Organism: Scomber japonicus (chub mackerel)
Lineage: Eukaryota; Metazoa; Chordata; Actinopteri; Scombriformes; Scombridae
Gene: kdm5bb
Product: lysine (K)-specific demethylase 5Bb
Exons: 28
Coding region: 170-4822 (1550 amino acids)
Biological process (GO): chromatin remodeling
Cellular component (GO): nucleus
Molecular function (GO): histone demethylase activity; DNA binding
Source: RefSeq, a predicted model, not a curated record